AUGCUGCGUGCACUGCCUCUGCUCUUGCUCGCCUGCGCGGCUGUCGACGCGUGUACCGUCAUCGCCGUGACCAAGGGCGCGUCCGCCGACGGCGCGUCGUUGACAGCACACACGGACGACACGGGCGGCGGCGCCGUGGAUCUCCGCGUGGCGCAUGUGCCGGCCAAGGACCAUGCGCCGAACGCAAGCCGCCCCGUGUACGACUACACGGCAGGGUACCCUCGCCUUGUCGCCCAUGAGCGCGGACCGCACUACGCACCCACCGAG
This is a messenger RNA of Saprolegnia parasitica CBS 223.65, 267 nucleotides long. RefSeq lists its product as hypothetical. Lineage: Eukaryota; Oomycota; Saprolegniomycetes; Saprolegniales; Saprolegniaceae. The record is from RefSeq and is a predicted model, not a curated record. The transcript has a single exon. The annotation marks the transcript as partial.